UGUUGUUUAGAAGACUAGGAUCGAUCAAUAUGAGAAGAUUCAAUGGUUUCACUGUAUGUAGAAAAAUUGGUUCAGCCGUCAAGUCUUUGGCGAAAGUCCCUGCGAACUUCCAAAAUUUUUCUGUUUUAUUAUUAUUAUUAUAAGAAGAUUGCCAGCACUGCUUGCAGUGUUUCAUGACCAAACCCAUUUUCUUUCUAUAUUUCUGAUAAUCAUCAUGCUUUUCGUGGGAUUCAGUGAAAAUACUUGCUUGUUACUUGCUUUUCUCAUCUAUUCGUUCACUUUUACUCUUAUGGUUAGUGGCUUGGAUACCGUCGCACCAUCUGUGUUGAUCCAAGAACCUGAAACGGUGAGCUCAAAUAAUGGCAUGUUCACUCUGGGAUUUUUCAGACCUCAGAAUUCCACAAGAUGCUAUUUAGGAAUUUGGUUUAUGUCUGAAUCCUUUGUUGUUUGGGUGGCUAACGAAAACGAUCCACUAACAGAUUCUUCUGGGAUUCUGACAAUAUCAGGGAAUGGCAAUCUUGUUGUUUUGAAUGGGCAAAAACAGGUUGUUUGGUCAACAAAUGUCUCAACGGCAUCAAAUUCUAGUGCUCAACUCUUAGAUUCUGGCAAUCUUGUCCUCAUUGAUAGAACUACUGGGGCAUUCCUGUGGCAGAGUUUCCAGCAUCCUAGCAAUACAUUAUUAGAAGGCAUGAAACUCAGCACCAAUAAAAAAACAGGCAAGAAAAUGCUACUGACAUCAUGGAAAAGCACAUCUGAUCCAUCCUAUGGAGGAUUUUCUCUCAGUCUUGAACCACAUAAUGUCACUGAAAUGUUCGUGUGGAAAGAAAAUCAUCCUUACUGGCGGUCUGGUCCUUGGGAUGGCACAGCCUUCCUUGGAAUACCUUGGAUGACUCAAUCUAUCUUCCAGAAUGGUGUUCAGAUUAAAGAAGAGGAAGGGAUUUAUAACAUAUCUUAUGAUCAAACAAACAAGGCUAUCUUGGUGACUAUAAUAUUAGAUUCUCAAGGUAUAGUGAAACCAAUGAUUUGGAAUUCCAAGGCAAAUAUUUGGGAACCUCAAAGGAAAGGCUUUCAUUCUGAGUGUGAUGUUUAUGGCAUAUGCGGCCCAUCCGGGAUCUGCAGUAAGCGGGGCUCACCACCAAUCUGCAGCUGCUUGAAAGGGUUUGAACCAAAGAACAAAGAAGAAUGGGCAAGACGGAACUGGACCAGUGGGUGUAUGAGAAGAGAAGCACUUCAGUGUGAGAGAGACAAAUAUGGUUCUCAAGCUAGCAAACCAGAUGGGUAUUUUAAGCUGGAAAAGAUAAAGCCACCAGAUCAUGCAGAACUGCUACUUUCUAUCUCAGGGGAUAUUAUAGAUUGUCAAAUUAUGUGCCUAAAGAAUUGCUCUUGCAUAGCUUAUGCCUAUGAAAGAAGAAUUGGUUGUAUGGUUUGGAAUGAAGAUUUACUUGACCUACAAAUCUUCCCAUUCAGAGGGGUUGAUUUGUGCAUACGUUUGGCCCACUCAGAGCUAGGUAUAGACAGGAGGAAAAUGACAGCAGCUAUUCUAAUAUCAGUUUUGAUAGGAAUAGUUCUCAUUACUGCCUUUGGAUAUUUCUUAUGGAAAAAAGUGUCAAAGCAAAAAGGUGAUUCUUUUUUUCAUUGGGAAAUGCAUUUGCAAAUUCACAACAGCAAGAGGAUGAGGAACCUGAAACAAGUCAAAAUUCAAGACCUAUCAUUGUUCGAUUUUAGAAAGUUGGCAACUGCAACAAAUAACUUUGACAUAGCAAAUAAACUUGGACAGGGUGGUUUUGGUCCAGUUUACAAGGGAAAGUUUGAAGAUGGACAAGAAAUUGCAAUAAAAAGAUUAUCUAGGUCAUCUGGACAGGGUGUGGAAGAAUUUAUCAAUGAAGUGGAGUUGAUUUCUAAGCUUGAACACCAAAACCUAGUCACACUUCUUGGCUGUUGCAUUGAAGGGGAAGAAGUGAUAUUGGUUUAUGAAUUCAUGCCAAACAAAAGUUUGGAUGAACAUAUCUUCGAUCCACUACAACAAAAAUCUUUAGAUUGGGGGAAGCGCUGCAACAUAAUAGAAGGAAUAGCUAGAGGAUUGCUCUAUCUUCACAGAGAUUCAAGAUUAAGAAUCAUACAUAGGGAUUUGAAGGCAAGUAACAUCUUAUUAGAUGAAAAACUGAAUCCAAAGAUAUCAGAUUUUGGACUAGCUAAACUUUUUGGAGGAGAUGAGGAUCAAGCAAACACUAAAAGAAUUGUUGGAACAUAUGGCUACAUUUCUCCAGAAUAUGCAACAGAAGGGCUCUAUUCAGAGAAAUCUGAUGUCUUUAGCUUUGGCAUUUUGUUACUAGAGGUUAUUACUGGAAGAAAAAACACUAGCUUUUAUGAAGAUGCAGAGUCUCUCACACUUUUAGGAUUCGCAUGGAAAUUAUGGCUUGAUGGCAAUGUUAUACGUUUAAUAGAUCCAAAAAUAUAUGAUGCAAGCUUUGAGAAGGAUUUGUUGAGAUGCAUACAUAUAGGUCUUCUCUGUGUGCAAGAACUUGCAAAAGAUAGGCCCACUAUGGCCUCUGUGAUGUCAAUGCUCCAAAGUGAUAUUGUGGAUAUUUCUCCUCCAAGCCAACCUGCAUUCAUCCUCAGGCAAACCAUGUCUUGUACUGCAGAGCAAACUCCAAAUAAUGAUGCCUUAUGUUCCAUCAAUAAUGUAACCAUCUCAAAGUUUGAGGGGAGAUAGAUAGGAAUUUUUAUGUUUCCGAUUCAUUUGAAAGAUCUAAAAUAUAUUUGGCAUAUAUUUUGCAGAUAUUCCACUGGGUAGGUAUAAGCCUUGUUUCUAGUUAAAAAAAUUCCUGCCUUGCAAUCCUAAAUAUUUAAUAUGUUCACUCCAUUUAAUGCAUAUUUAUGUGCCAUGUUCUACCACCUGCUCGUCUUGACAAGAACUGUGCCAAGUUCUAUCCCCUGCUCAUCUUGACAAGAGCGUAAAACAUAUUGGAAGAAAUAAGAGAAGAAAGAAACAACACAACUUCAAUUGUGCUGAUAUAAGCUCGGAAGAGGUGGUUCUGUGGUUUUGUACACAAGG
Molecule: messenger RNA, 3055 nt
Organism: Neltuma alba
Lineage: Eukaryota; Viridiplantae; Streptophyta; Magnoliopsida; Fabales; Fabaceae
Product: G-type lectin S-receptor-like serine/threonine-protein kinase At1g11330
Exons: 7
Coding region: 215-2713 (832 amino acids)
Biological process (GO): recognition of pollen; protein phosphorylation
Cellular component (GO): plasma membrane
Molecular function (GO): ATP binding; protein serine/threonine kinase activity
Source: RefSeq, a predicted model, not a curated record